Molecule: messenger RNA, 5469 nt
Organism: Cucurbitaria berberidis CBS 394.84
Lineage: Eukaryota; Fungi; Ascomycota; Dothideomycetes; Pleosporales; Cucurbitariaceae
Product: phospholipid-translocating P-type ATPase
Exons: 3
Coding region: 229-5292 (1687 amino acids)
Biological process (GO): phospholipid translocation; intracellular protein transport; endocytic recycling
Cellular component (GO): plasma membrane
Molecular function (GO): ATP hydrolysis activity; ATPase-coupled intramembrane lipid carrier activity; ATP binding
Source: RefSeq, a predicted model, not a curated record
GCGUCGUUCGCGCGUCGUGACGGCCAGGACCCCAGAGCUUAACAAACAAUUUUUGGGACAACUUGAGGAUGGCGGAUGCUCAAGGCUGUUAUGAAGUCCAUGCCGCGUAAUCGCUAAGAGGCUUGAAGAAACGACAAGCCGCUAGAUCGACUGGACACGAACUGGAAGCAGAGCCUUGGACCUUGACAAACUCAGCUUCAAACACCACCCGGGGAAUGGUUGUCGACCAUGUCAGGAGCUGGACGCCCCGAGGGCAAUGCGCGCAGUCCUGAUCGCGCCAGCGGAAGCAUUCGAAGACGGCAUUCGGCAUCUCACGAUGAUGAGGAGCUAUCGCCAGCAACGCGCAGCGCAGCCGUGAGCGCGACAACUCCAUCCGCGAUCGCGACUCCUCGGCGUUCCAAUACAACCCCAGAUGGUGUGCCUACGUCUCGAAAUUCGGCCAUCGACGACUCCGAACGACCUUCGAUAUCGCGUCUAUCCUCCGAUCCUUCGCCUCGCGUCCGCUUCUCAACUGACAUCGAACGCCAUGGUCCUGGCCACAGAUCAAGUUUGGCGAGAGAAGGGGCAUCGAUAGAUGAGACUACACGUAUAGAAGGGAGCGCUGGGUCGAAGAAAAGGCCUGGAACCCCGGACUUGACGAUUGAGACACAGGAGAUAUCUCCGGGUGGCGAGCGUGAAAGCUCAGGGCAAGAACAUGGCCGACUAGAUUCACGUGUAUCACCACUCGCGCCGCGCAAUGCUAGCAAUGGCUCGCCUCUCUCGCCUACGACGCGCAACCGUGGAUACUCGCUACGCAGUGCGCUAUUCAGGAAGAACGUACAUGAUACUACUCCACCAUCGGGUUCCAAUAUUGAGUUGGAUGAAGGAGUUGGAAGCUCACAGGAUAGGAUUGGGCAGAUACACGAAUCGAAUGACUACGAACCUUUGGCCAAAGGAGGAGACGCCAAGAUAACAGUUACGCCUGAGCAUUCGGAGUAUGCCUCCAAGUCCAAGUUGGGCAAAGGACCCAUCGCCCUUCCACACUACGAUACCUGGCUCCACAAGAAAGGGUCUGGAAAGAAGCGAGGCAUGAAAAAGAAGAUUCGAGACUCCGCAGAGCAGGCGCGUAAAUUCAUCUUCCGGAUCAAAGACAUACCGUCGAGUAAAGACGGACGACACAUCCAAUUAGAUCUCUCUCGUAAAGACCCUCUCCUUGACGAACGUACAAAUCAGCCGUAUACCAGCAACUGGAUACGGUCCACACGAUAUUCCGCGUGGAACUUUGUCCCCCGCCAGCUUGUGGCGCAGUUUUCCAAGCUUGCGAAUUUCUAUUUCCUUGUUAUUUCAAUCCUGCAGAUGAUACCCGGUCUUAGUACGACAGGUCAGUUCACGACCAUUGUUCCGCUGUUGUUUUUUGUUACGCUUUCUAUUGCGAAGGAGGGAUAUGACGACCUCAGGCGGUACCGACUGGAUAAGGCGGAGAAUAAUCGAGAGGCGCGGGUGCUGCGCGCGAGCUCGUUACAAGAGUCCAAGCGAGAAUCUACGGAGAACGGAAGUGCAACUUCGCCUUCUUCUGGAGCGCUCAACUGGGAGUCGAUCAAGUGGCAGGAUAUCAAUGUCGGAGACAUCAUCAAGCUGGAUCGAAACGACGCUGCUCCAGCAGAUUUGGCGCUCUUACACACCAGCGGAGAGAACAGCGUUGCUUACGUUGAGACAAUGGCGCUGGAUGGCGAGACAAAUCUCAAGAGCAAACAAACGACGGCUUCCAUCUCGAAAACCAUCCUCGACCAAGAGGAUGUAAUGAGGACCAGUGCUGAAUUUGUCAUAGAAGACCCCAAUCAGGACUUGUACACCUUCGAGGGGCGCGUUACAGUGGAUGGCAAACAAGCGCCUUUGACGCUUAAUGAGAUCAUCUUCCGCGGCAGCAUUCUUCGUAAUACACCGGACGCAGUCGGACUGGUCAUCUAUUCUGGCGAGGAGUGCCGUAUCCGGAUGAACUCAAACAAGAACCCGCGUAUCAAGGCGCCUGCGCUGCAGGGCUUGGUCAACCGCAUCGUCAUCCUCAUCGUCGUAUUCGUCUUGGCCCUUUCCAUCUUCAAUGCCGUUGCUUACAGAAUAUGGCAACGCCACGAAGAUGACAUGUGGUACCUUUCCAAUGCCACGGUCGCGUUCUUCCCCAGUUUGACGUCGUUUAUCAUCAUGUUCAACACUAUGAUCCCACUGUCGCUAUACGUCAGUUUGGAGAUCGUCAAGCUUGCGCAGAUGUUCUUCCUGCACACCGAUGUCGACAUGUACGAUGAGAUCUCGGAUACACCCUGCGAGCCACGAACGUCAACCAUCAAUGAAGAGCUUGGCCAGAUUAGCUACAUCUUCUCCGAUAAGACCGGAACGCUCACGGAUAACUCGAUGAAGUUCAGAAAGCUCAGCGUUGCAGGUGUGGCUUGGCUUCAUGACGCAGACUUGCGGGAUGCAAAGCAGAAGAAGAAGCUGAUGCACAAAACGAGGAAGAAGGGGAAGCAGCCAGCCAAGAGUAGGAAAAGCGUUCGGUCUGUAACAGACAUUCCGCCCGGGGAACCGUUGACUCCCGCGCUUGAAGUUGGCGAUCAGAUCGAUGGUGUGGGAGACACGGUGGGUGCGCAGUGGCAGUCAAGUGCGAGGCCUAGCAAAGCGUCACGGGAAUAUCGAACACAAGACAUGCUUCGGUAUAUCCAACGGAAGCCCCACACGCCCUUCUCAAAGAAGGCUCGAAUGUUCCUUCUCUCGCUGGCACUGUGCCACACUUGUCUACCUGAAGUCCAGGAAGAUGGCGAGACGCACUUCAUGGCUUCUUCACCGGAUGAACUCGCGCUAGUGCAAGCCGCACAAGACAUGGGCUUUCUACUGAUCAAUCGCGAUGUGCACAGAAUCACCCUCAAGAUCCUGCCGUCUGGAGCAGAAGGCGAGCCGAUCCUCGAGACGUAUGAAAUUCUCGACGUCAUUGAGUUUUCGAGCAAGCGAAAGCGCAUGUCUAUCAUUCUUGGCUACCCAGAUGGCCGGAUCUGCAUCUUUUGCAAGGGUGCUGACUCGAUCGUCUUGCAGCGCCUACGACUAGCCACACUUGCCAACAAGAAAAUGGUCGAGAUUGAACGUCGCGCCAAUAAGCGGAAGAGCAUGGACGUUCAACACGCCAUUGCACGUAUGAGUGAGCAAAUCGAGCGUAAGAGUAGCAUUGCAGGUCGCAAGAGUAGUGUCGGCGGACGUAAGAGUAUGUCGCUCGGUCAGGCUGCACGAGCCAGCCUACACAUGGGUAGACCAUCAUUCGCUCGGAGCGGGUCGCACUCGGCGAGAGAUGAUAUGGACCAGUGGCUACGAGAGCGCGAGCACGACCACGGCGAGAUCCAGUCCAUCGACGAAGAUUCGCCAAUGCAGACACCUCGGCAAUCUGGCCUGGACCGAUUCUCCAUGGCCUUUUCUGAAGCCAGAAGUUCAAUGCAGCUAGAGGAGAUGGAAGCCAUGGUAGAUGAGAAUGUCGCGGGCGAUGAGUCUGCAGUCAUUGAGCGCUGUCUCCAGCACAUCAACGACUUUGCCACCGAGGGUCUCCGCACGCUUCUUUACGGCUACAGAUUCUUGAACGAGGACGAGUACCAAACGUGGAAGAAGGGGUACUUGGAAGCCACGACCAGCCUUGUUGAUCGUACGCGUUUGAUCGAAGAGGCCGGCGACAUGAUUGAACAGAACUUGGAUCUGUGCGCCGCUACUGCCAUCGAAGACAAACUGCAGCAGGGCGUACCCGAAGCCAUUGACAAGCUCCGCAGAGCGAAAAUCAAAAUGUGGAUGCUCACCGGCGACAAGCGCGAGACGGCUAUCAACAUUGGAUACUCGUGUCGCCUUAUCAAAGACUACUCUACCGUUACUGUCCUAGAUCACGAGACGGGGCAAGUGGAGCAAAGCAUCGGGGCAGCUGUUCUAGCUAUCAGCAGCGGAGUAGUCGCACACUCCGUCGUCGUCGUAGACGGCCAGACACUCUCCAAGAUCACAGACGUCGAAGCACUCGAUACGCUCUUCCACGAGCUCGCUAUCCUUGCUGACUCGGUCAUCUGCUGCCGUGCCUCGCCGUCGCAGAAAGCCAGUCUUGUCAAGAGUAUCCGCAAGCGUGUCAAGAAGAGUAUAACGCUUGCGAUUGGCGAUGGAGCUAACGACAUCGCCAUGAUACAGGAAGCACACGUUGGUAUCGGCAUCACCGGUAAAGAGGGUCUGCAAGCAGCGCGGACGAGCGAUUAUUCAAUUGCGCAGUUUAGGUUUCUGACGAAGUUGCUGCUUGUGCAUGGGAGGUGGAAUUACAUCAGGACGUGCAAGUACACCGUUGGCACAUUUUGGAAAGAAAUGCUGUUCUACCUCACACAAGCCCUCUUCCAACGCUCGGUCGGCUACACAGGCACCUCGCUCUACGAAUCCUGGUCGCUCUCCAUGUUCAACACGCUCUUCACCUCGCUCCCCGUCAUCUUCAUGGGCGUCUUUGAGAAAGACCUGUCUGCGUCCACUCUGCUUGCCGUGCCUGAGCUGUAUACGAAAGGCCAGCGUAACGGCGGUUUCAACGUCAGAGUGUACCUCGGGUGGAUGUUCAUGGCCAGCUCGGAAGCCAUGGUGGUGUACUUUUGCAUGCUGGGUCUGUACGGCCAGGCGAUUUUCACAGCAGACAACUCGAUCUAUCCGAUGGGCACGAUUACGUACACGGCGGUUGUCGUGUUGAUAAGUUUGAAGAUGCAAUUCAUAGAAACCCACUCCAAAACCCUGACCAACGCCCUCGCUAUCUUCCUCUCAGUAGGCGGCUGGUUCCUCUGGACCAUCCUCCUGUCCGUCUCGUACAAACGCGCUAACAAAAUCUACUACGUGCGCUCCACGUUCGUGCGCCUCUUUGGCACGUCGCUCCUCUGGUGGCUCUCUCUCAUCAUCAUCCUGCUCAGCGUGCUCGUCUUUGAACUCGCCAUCUCGUCCCUGCGCGCCGCGUACUUUUCCACCGAUGAAGACGUUUUUCAGGCGCUCGAGCAGGAUCCGCUGGUUAAGCGUCGCUUUGAAGAGGCUGCUGCGGGCGAGUUGCAGAGCGGGUGGGAUCGCGGGACGAAUCGGCAGAGGGAUGAUGUGUUGAGGGAGAGGGAGGGCGUGGAGAGGAGGAUUGAAAAAGAGGAGUUGAGGCGCCAAGAGGAGGUUAGUGAGAUUCUGAGGAAUCGCGUCGUGGGUCAGGAGCAUGAUGCUGCUGCUGCUGCUGCUGCUGCUGGGGGUGGGAGGGAGGUGAAUCAUAUUCUCAGCAAGGGGUUUGGUGCUGUGCGGGCGUAGCGAGUUGCGCAUGCAAUGGGGGCUACGGCUUGCUGAUAAUCUUUCUGUUUGGGAUAUACCACCGCUAUGUUUACGUUUCAUGGCUAGUUAUGAUGUAUAUGAUUCUUUGUUCUUCCUCUUCUCGAUUCAGGUUAUUCCAUCAUGGGGUGACCGUCCAUCAAUAUCAUCGUUUGCUCU